Molecule: messenger RNA, 537 nt
Organism: Ostreococcus tauri
Lineage: Eukaryota; Viridiplantae; Chlorophyta; Mamiellophyceae; Mamiellales; Bathycoccaceae
Product: RNA polymerase Rpb7, N-terminal
Exons: 2
Coding region: 1-537 (178 amino acids)
Biological process (GO): positive regulation of nuclear-transcribed mRNA poly(A) tail shortening; positive regulation of translational initiation; transcription initiation at RNA polymerase II promoter
Cellular component (GO): P-body; RNA polymerase II, core complex
Molecular function (GO): translation initiation factor binding; single-stranded DNA binding; single-stranded RNA binding
Source: RefSeq, a predicted model, not a curated record
AUGUUCUUCCACGUGAACCUCGAGCGUAACAUCACGCUCGAGCCUCGACACUUCGGGGCGCGAAUGCGCGCAGUGUUGGAAGAGAAGCUACGACACGAGGUCGAGGGCACGUGCUCGGGACGAUACGGAUUCAUCGUCAUGGUAACGCGCGUCGAUGACGUGAGUGAGGGCGUGGUGGUGGACGACGGCACGGCGAGGGCGAAGUUUCACGUCAAGUAUGAUUGCGUUGUGUUCCGCCCGUUCAAGGGCGAGGUCGUAGACGCCGUCGUGACGCAGGUAAACAAGUUUGGGUUCUUCGCCGAGGCCGGACCACUGCAGUUGUUCGUCUCGAACGCGUUGAUCACCGAGGACAUGCAGUUCGAUAGCUCUGGGGAAAACUGCUACGUUAGCGACGACCAGCAGAUUAGAAUCCAGCGCGACGCGUCGGUUCGUGUGCGCAUCGUCGGCAUGCGCAUCGAUGCCAACGACAUUUUCUGCAUCGCAACGAUCAAGGACGAUUACCUGGGCUUGAUUGAUUUCGGCUCCGGUGGAUUGUAA